CCGACGCCGACGCCGCAGCGGCGCCACACGCGGUCGGCAGCUGCAGCAGUGGCAUUUCGUUUUUGUGUUCAGGCCGGACCGGCUACGGCGGUUUCCUCUUAUCACCGCGAGACUUAAUCGGCACCGUCCGAUCCUUAUCUCAACUGAAUCGCAGCCGCCGCCUCCGCCUCGCCCCCACUCGCCUGCCGCCUCCCCGCCGGCCAGUUUCCGGGCACCUCGCCGCCUCCGCCUCCGCCUGAUUCUUAUUAUGCUUCGCCUUCGCCUCCGUCCUUGCCCACACUUCUCUCGGGCGUCUCCGCCGGCAUCCCACCCCGCCCUCCCCCGCCGGCUGGCCGCUUCUCCGCUCCCAGAGCUCCCCUUCCCAUCCACCGUCACCGCGCUCCGAACCCGAACCCCUCCGCUCCAGGCCGCCUUCCGCCGAGCCGCCUCCGGAGAGGAGCAACGGGGCGUGGAUGAGGACAAGGAGGACGCGGGCCUGGACAAUGCACUCACCAAGACACGGCAGCUCGUCGAGUGCGCCAUGUUCGCAUCCGUUGCUGGCCUCGCCUACUUCCUCAGCAACUCCCUCGCCAUCGAGAAUUACUUCAGCUGUUUUUUCCCAUUGCCGAUAGUCAUCUCCUCCUUGAGGUGGGGGUUAGAAGCUGGCAGGAAAACCAUGGUGGCUACUGUUUUACUGCUCUUCACAUUGUCAGGCCCUGUCAAAGCAUCGACUUAUCUGCUUAUGCAUGGUGUAGUUGGUCUAGCCAUGGGUACUAUGUGGAGGUUGGAGACCGAUUGGAUUGCUUCCAUCAUAAUCUGCUCAAUUAUCCGUGCGGUGGGAGCUUGUGGAUAUGUGUUAGUGUCAUCAUUCCUGAUACGAGAAAAUAUUCUUCAAUUGAUAACCGUUAGUGUACAUGCCUCCUUAACGUAUAUUCUGGCAGCGGCUGGUGUGAACACAAUUCCAUCCAUGGAUGCAAUAUAUGUAAUCUUUGGGACACUGCUUCUACUUAAUUGUGGAUUCUUUGUCUUCAUACUGCAUAUAAUUUACACAAUCUUCCUGACCAAGCUUGGAAUCAAGCCAUCGCUGAGACCUCCACGAUGGCUGGGUAAAGCAACUUUUAGUUGAUGGGUAGAAUGCCACCAUACUCAUUUGUAGUUGGAGGUUAGCGCCCUGACUGAACUUGCAGCAUUUUGGUGUUACAAAUGCUCCCCCAUCACCAGCAGCAUGCCGGCAUGGCAAUUGUGGCCUUUGUAAUAUGAUCAUUAUUAUCCGGCUUCCUGGUGCAUGACUGUGAUUUUCCCGACAAGAUUUUUGGUGAUUGCGAUUCGUUAUUGGUGCAAUUGACUGAUCGACAAGUGUUCUAAACUUGUGAGACUUGGUAUAUUGUCCCAGCCACUUCUUUCUUUUUAAGAAAAAGUUCAAUUUUUUGCAUUCUCUUAACCUUGUCCAUUAACUAUAUAUUUUAAGUUUUUGGGGGAUUACUCCCUGCAUCUCAAAAUGUAGGUCCUAUUCAUUUUGUCCAAACUCAAACUUUCUCAAGUUUGAUUUCUGGCAUUCCAUUAACCUUUUCCUGUUAACUGUGUAAUUUAAAAUGUUCGGGUAUUACUACACCAUGUUUUUAAGUUCUCUCUGCAUACAUUAAUGUCGAAUCUAGAGCAUUGACUCUCACGAACUCUUUGUGAAGACAAUGCCUUGUUCUCUGUCCUUUUACAUGCCUUCCACACGAGGAAUAAUGCUUAGCGACAUGGUUUAUAUAUGAUGUCUUUCUUGCAAGCGCCAAAGAGGUACGGUGAGUUUAGGGCAACUCCACCGCGGAUCACCAAACGGACGGCACCAAAUGUCCACAGACAGCAGGUGGGGCGCCGGCCAUCCAACCGUAGGAAUCAAAUGUCUCCCGCUCAGUCUUUUUUCAUAUGCCCGGGGUAUUGAAAAUAAUUGAAGAUAAAUAGCACAAUUCUUCAAAAAUUGAAAGAUAGAUAAAUAUUACAAUCCAAACAAAAAGUUUUGAAUGA
Messenger RNA from Triticum aestivum (bread wheat), 1992 nucleotides. RefSeq lists its product as uncharacterized. The coding region runs from base 248 to 1105 and encodes 285 amino acids. NCBI's taxonomy places the organism in Eukaryota, Viridiplantae, Streptophyta, Magnoliopsida, Poales, Poaceae. The transcript is spliced from 8 exons. The record is from RefSeq and is a predicted model, not a curated record.